CGCUGCUGCUGCUGUAAAUAAUUAUUUGUUGAAAUUGAAAAAUAAACAUGAAGAGGUGUAUUCUACCGGAUUGCGAAUCCACUGAGCGGGAUGCAUCGAUUUCUUUGCACAGAUUCCCUGCUAAUUCGUUUAUACGCGACCGAUGGUUGUAUUCCAUAAGAAAGGUGUUAGGAUUAUUGGGAUAUGAUCUGUCCGAUCUAAAACCUCAAAUGGAACAAGGGCGUAUUUGUUCAAAACAUUUCAAACCGGACUGCUUUACCCCAUUCGGAACUAACAGAACUAGACUGGAUGGUACGGCUGUUCCAACCAUAUUCUAUGAUUGUUCCGGAAAUGGAUUUGAAAUUGAGUUAGAUGUUAUACCAUUUGCUGAAGUGACUGCGGAAAGCGAAGAAGAGCCACCCAAAUAUUGUGCUGUACAAGGAUGCGGAACUCAGAAUAAUCCCGAGACGCGUGGUAUAACGUGGCAUAUAUUUCCGAUGGAUGUGGAGGAAUGCAAAGCAUGGAUACGAUUUGCUAACAAUAAACAAGCGAACAAGCAGUAUAUCAUGUUCGGUCCAGCUGGCGUACGAAAGUGGCGUAUGUGCUCUCGACAUUUCGACCAAAAUUGGUUUAGGUUCGAAAAAGGAAAAUUUUGCUGUUUAAAGCAAGGUGCUAUACCAACGUUAGCUUCGCCAGCUGAUAAGAUGUCCUCAGUAUUAUUGGGUCAAUCUUCGUCACAUAAAAUUGCAUCAACUAAGCCAAUCGAAAAACGUUCUGCGACUGUUUCCAUUUCCAAACAAAAAGUACGCAGUUUGACCGACAAUAAUCAACUUCUGCCGGGCUUUCAUAAGUCACAAUCACAACAAACGGAAGAUGAUAAUUUCAAGCCUGCUGCUACGCCAAUACCGUUACGAUAUCAACAGUCAUGCCGACUAUGCUUUACCUAUGAAAACCUUGAGCCACUUUAUUCCGGUUUAAUCGUGGUACGUGACGAAAUGCUUGACCGAAUUUAUCUCUGCACAGGGAUUAUUAUUGUUCCGAAAGCAACGGAGUCGGUAUAUAUUUGCACAACUUGUGCGGAAACGAUUGACACAUUUUUUAAGUUUCGGCAGCAAGUGAGUAGUAAUAAUCUAUUGUAUCAUGAGAAAAGAGCGGCAGAUGUAGCACACAAAAGAGCCCAAAAUGUUGCACGCCUACGAAAGGCCAGAAAUAUAAAACGUCAGAACAACAACAAUACUUCAACAGAGGUAGUAGCAAAAAUCAGACAUAUUGCUCCUGAACCACUGCAGGUUGAAUUUCUUGAGGAAGAUUCGGUGCCGAAACCUCUACCAGAAUCGAUGCCAAACCCACUUGAUUGCGAGCCAGAAAUUAAGCUAGAGCCAGAUGUUUGCGUCAUUGAAGCAGAUCCGAUAGAGCUGGCUAUGACCGUGGAAGAUGACAUGGAACUGAAAAGCGAGAGUCCGAUCAUCCUAUCGGAUAAUCUUUCUGAAGAACUGCCGGAAGAGGAAAGCUGGACUUGUCAACACUGCAAUCAGAUUUUUGUCUUCAAAUUCGAAUAUGCUAAACAUCUGUUGCAAAAACACCGGGUAACAGUUGAAGUCAUUAAAACGGAACUGAGCCUAGAUGAACUUAACAGCAACAUGCUGGAGAUGAUGAAUGCGAAGUUGGAAAAACCGUUGUAAGAUUAAAAAGUU
Messenger RNA from Sabethes cyaneus, 1673 nucleotides. RefSeq lists its product as uncharacterized. The record is from RefSeq and is a predicted model, not a curated record. Lineage: Eukaryota; Metazoa; Arthropoda; Insecta; Diptera; Culicidae. Bases 48 to 1661 code for a protein of 537 amino acids. Gene Ontology annotation, cellular component: nucleus. Gene Ontology annotation, molecular function: sequence-specific DNA binding; zinc ion binding. The transcript is spliced from 4 exons.